Messenger RNA from Histoplasma capsulatum G186AR, 1635 nucleotides. RefSeq lists its product as uncharacterized. The transcript has 2 exons. Gene Ontology annotation, biological process: transcription elongation by RNA polymerase II. NCBI's taxonomy places the organism in Eukaryota, Fungi, Ascomycota, Eurotiomycetes, Onygenales, Ajellomycetaceae. The record is from RefSeq and is a predicted model, not a curated record. Gene Ontology annotation, molecular function: RNA polymerase II complex binding; chromatin binding. Gene Ontology annotation, cellular component: Cdc73/Paf1 complex. The coding region runs from base 1 to 1635 and encodes 544 amino acids.
AUGUCAAAGCCUAAAGAUGGUUCCGGUGAGAGUUAUCACCAGGAAUACAUCGCCUCGCUGCGGUAUCGCAAUGAUCUGCCACCGCCCGAAAUGCCGCCGAAAUUCCUGGAAAUCCCACACGAAGGUCUGGAGCGGUUUCUAACGCCGGGGUUUGCGUCGAACAUGGCGCGGCGCGAAGAGCCAAAUAUUGAUGUGGAUGCAGAGGGUGGUAUGCCAAUUGACCUGGUCGGCAUUCCCGGCCUGCAUUUGGGUGAUGAGAGUGCUAUUAUGGCACCUGAAAACCCUCCUCCAGUCGACCCCGCCGAUCUCCCCCUCCUCAUGACUCUUGACCAACUUAGAAAUCCUGCCCCGAAGAACUCAAACGUUAGUUUUCUGCGGCGCACUCAGUACAUUGCUGCUGGUGUUGCUGCGCGAGGAGUCGACGGAAACGUCAAAGCAGCCCCUCUUAUUGCUCCCACUGCUGUGAAAGCUGCACCCGCUGCGGCGAAGCCUGCGAAACUCUCCCGUGACGAUCCCCUGCACGUUAAGAAAUACAUUCAGAAGGGAUUCGAUAUUGCGUACCCAGAAAGUAAACACAAGGGCGAGGAUACCCCUAGUAAAAUCAAGGGACUGCCAGCUGCCAAAGCGGAAAUCGACGCCUGGGCGCAUCCAACACAUCCAGAUAAUCCGAAACUAAAACCUGUCGGAUUCUACCCCAUAAUCCCAGACCUGGGCGGUUUCCCGGACCCUGGCGGGUUUCUACAAUUCAAAUUUGACAAACCACCCAUCCAAGCAGCACAGGGACGACGGGAUGAGCGCAUGGAUGUCGGGAUCCUUGUUCCCUCAGCCCCUGAAGAGCGUGUCUGUCAAGAACAUGCCAGUAAAACAGCCCUACACAAAGCCAACCCAUCCCUAUACCCAGAUCCCGGCCCGAUACCCUGGGACUACGAUCUCUUCCUAUCAGCGAAGGAAGGUGCUGCGCCGCAGAUAAAAGAUAGCCUGAACGUCUCCAAUCCACACCGCGACGAUGCAGAAAACUACACCCACGAAGCCACGGGCCCAGACGAUGCAAUCCUAAAAUACCACCGCUACGACCGCAUCCGCACCUACGCAACAAGUUCGCAAACUCUAAACCCAGAACAGAAAUACAAAGACGUCGCUCUCGUCCUCUUCGACCCGGACGAAGCGAUAUCAGAAACAACUCUCAAAUCCACUGCCAUACCCCACCGCCUCAAGCAGAAAGCCGCCUACUAUUAUCCCAUCCUAGGCAAGACGCGUCUGAAGCCCGAGCGGGCCCGUACAAUCGCGCAGGCGGGCCUGGCACCGACACGACCCAAAGCCAAGGAAGACCAGGUGCAUCAGAUUCAGGUUGUUGUGCGCGAUCCGGAUGAGGCGGAGGAGUAUAAACGGGCAUCUCAUCGAGCACAGGUAGAUUCAAGAUUUGCGAAAACAUUACCUCCGCCAGCCGAGGAGGAGGGUGAUGGUGAAAUUGCAAGUGAGCGGGAUAUGGACGAGGGGAGCAAGGAGCAAGUACUCGCGGAGACGCCGGUGGGUAGAAGAGGGUUGGAAGCUGAGGUUGGUGAUGGAGUGGGGAUGGAUAGGGAGAGGAGACGGGGGAACGUUGAUGAUGAAGAUGAUGAGAUGGCUGAUCCAUGA